AUGACUCUGCUGACCGGAGAGGGCUCUGAAUAUGAUUUCAGCGCUGUGAGCUGUGCCUCCGACCCACCGCCUUUACAUGAGCUUGAGCCACAGAAGGGACUGUUCUACAGGAGGGCGUGGCCAGCUCCACAGAUCUGCUCAGAUACACAUCUGUCCAGUGCUCGCCGCCUCUAUGCCAUCAUAAACGUGGGUGGUCUUCGUUACCAGUUGCCAUGGACCACUCUAGAGGACUUCCCUCUGUCCCGCCUGGGCCAGCUCUGUCUCUGCAGCAGCUUCGACGACAUCAUGGAGAUCUGCGACGACUACGACGUUACACACAACGAAUUCUUCUUUGACCGCAGCCCAUGUGCCUUUAGAACCAUCCUGGCGUUUCUGCGUGCAGGAAAACUGCGUGCGGUGCGGGAAAUGUGUGCCCUGUCUUUUAGAGACGAGCUGCUCUACUGGGGCGUCCCAGAGGAAGGCCUGGAGUGGUGCUGCAAGCGAAGAUUGGUGCAGCGCAUGGAGGAGUUUGAGGCUGUGGAGCGGGCAGAGGAGGAGGAGCAGGAAGAGAUGAUGGACUCGGAGAGCAGAGAGGCCCCAGCUGACUCCAGACUGAGCCGGUGUAUGGUCCAGCUGCGGGACAUGGUUGAGCGGCCACAUUCAGGGCUCCCAGGGAAGAUCUUUGCUUGUUUGUCUGUGCUGUUUGUAACCAUCACAACUGUAACGCUGUCAGUGAGCACCAUGCCAGCGCUGAGACAGGAGGAGGAGGAGGGCACGUGUUCGCGGCGCUGUUAUGACAUCUUCAUUGUGGAGUCAGUCUGCGUGGCCUGGUUCUCUCUGGAGUUCUCUCUGCGAUUCAUUCAGGAUCGCAGUAAACUGUCUUUCCUCCGACAGCCGCUCAACCUCAUCGACACUGCAUGA
Knipowitschia caucasica is the source of this 900-nucleotide messenger RNA. The record is from the annotation of a GenBank genome assembly. Lineage: Eukaryota; Metazoa; Chordata; Actinopteri; Gobiiformes; Gobiidae.